CUAUAGCUCCCUCUUAUAUAAAGACCAAUAUAAUCAUCAUCAACAACACAGUUUCUUUUUCUUCUUCUUCAACAUAUUUUUUCCCAUCAUCUUAGUUGUGCUGCUGCUGGCUCCACUCACACAUCUUCUAUAAAACCACCCUCCUUACAAUUACAAGAAUCUCUUAAGGAUUGAAAUAACAAGCAAGACCAUGAGCAGGAGGAAUGGAAAUGGUCCAAAACUUGACUUGAAGUUGAAUUUAUCUCCACCAAGGCACCAGCAGCAGCAGUACAUUAACCAACAUCCAAUGCUGGAGUCACCAAACAGGUCAUUGACAGCAUCACCAACAUCUCCACCAAGCUCAUGUGUGUCUUCAGACGAUUCGUCGGGCGGUCAACGCUAUGCCAACAGCCCAGAAACAGCAACAUCUAUGGUUCUUGUGGGCUGUCCAAGGUGCCUUAUGUAUGUCAUGCUAGCUGAAGCUGAUCCAAGAUGCCCCAAAUGCAAGAGCACUUGUUUGCUUGAUGUAAUCUAUGAGACCAACACUACUACUACUAGGAGGAAAAUUUAAUUACUACUCCCUAGGUUUCAAGAAUCCCAUCAACAACAACCAAAAAACAUCCCCUAUUCCCCUGUUAUUUUAGUUUCUAUAAAUAGCACUACUUGAGCUCCAUUUUUGACUUGAAAAUUUAGCCAUGAUGAAAAGGUAUAAAUGGGAAUUUGGAGCUUAAAUAGUGCUAUUUAUUUGGUUCUUGCGUUAGUUUUUAAACAAUUUCAAGGUUUCGGUUAUGUUUGUUAUUACUCCCUUUUUAUAGUGCUAGUUGUGGGGUUAGUCGGUUUAA
Molecule: messenger RNA, 821 nt
Organism: Nicotiana attenuata
Lineage: Eukaryota; Viridiplantae; Streptophyta; Magnoliopsida; Solanales; Solanaceae
Exons: 2
Coding region: 191-550 (119 amino acids)
Source: RefSeq, a predicted model, not a curated record